Molecule: messenger RNA, 2136 nt
Organism: Anopheles bellator
Lineage: Eukaryota; Metazoa; Arthropoda; Insecta; Diptera; Culicidae
Exons: 2
Coding region: 158-676 (172 amino acids)
Source: RefSeq, a predicted model, not a curated record
AAGCAAGCGCUUGUGGGCUGCUUCUUCGUGCGUACACCGCAGUUGGAGGCCAUUAGUAAAUAUCCAUCCAGCCCGUGCUCACCUACUGUGUUCAUUAUCGUGGGUACCGGUAAUAAUUUGGUCCAGUGUGCGUUCUCGCCAGCGAAACGACGCAACCAUGGCAACGGACAACGGCUAUCUGGAGAACCCUUUCGAAGAGGCACUCCACUCGGUGGCCCUUUCCGAGCUGCUGAAGGACGACGAAAAGCGAUCGUUGGCGCAACAGUUUCAGGAAAAUUUGCGCACCCUGUCCGACAUGUUUGUUAACCUUUCGGAUGAAGAUAAGCAAAAGUUCGCGCAAGAGUUUAAGGGAAAGUUUGUUAAAACGUUGUCGCAUUUGAAUGAAUUUUCGAAGCAGAAAAAACUCGCACAAGCGAUGGGCAGCGGAGCUGCGACGGCUCAAGCGGACGAUCUUCGCAAUCAGUUCACAGUGGCAGGAUCGAUCAGUGCCGUGGUGGGAGUACUUUUCACCGACGGUUCCUUAUGGCCAACGCCACUCGGGUACGCCAUGUUGGCAUGCAUGUUACUGCUGUUGUCAUUUUUCGGCUACAAACUUUACCUAUCGCUCACCGAGAAGGAGCGCAAGCGGGAGGAAAAGCUGAAGGCGAAACAGGAGAAAACGAAGAAGAAGAAAUGAUUGCCGCCUGUCGUUACUAUGGCGACCACCACCAGUACCGCCAAAUCGAUCGACCAUCUUACCGGUAGCGGUGGUGCCAGUGGUGGCGCUGCCGGAAGAGGAAGUGGCCGUCGGCAAUCGCAGCCACCGUCCCAGCACAAACAUUCCAGAGGAAAAAGACUUGGCAAAGCCUAGCCGUUAAGGAGGGACACACACAGAGACUAGAUAUUUAUCGUCCCUCGACUUCUUCUCCAAACGUGUAGAUUAACCGUUGAAGCCAUCUCUUCCCGUACGAUGACGCCUCGUUAGCUUUUGUAGUUUGUUUGUAGAAAAGGCGCAUGUUGAACCGAUGUUUACGAAUGUCCAAACUUUUCCUUUUAAAAAGAAUGUUAAAUUGCUUCCAUCUUCUUCAGAGGCUAGUUGUCUUUCCAUGGCCAGUCGAACAGCGGUUAGCAUAAUUGAUUUUCAUUCCAUAACAGACGGAAAUAUAAUUGGUAGUCAAACAGUAGCUUACAAUUCCGUUUCAAAAAUUGAACUGCAUUUUCCAAAAAAAGCAAAUAGGAAACCGCGAAGAGAUACCGACGCCGCCGAGCGGAGACAUGCAAUCAGUUACUUUUCCACGUUUAUGUGCAACAUGAUGUAUUUUAGCGUAUGGUUGAACGAUAUAUGUACACACAUUAAUAAACCUAUAGUGUUCGAAAAACUAAAACCAUGAGUUGUCCUACUACAGCCAUAUUUGGAUAUAUUUUCGUCGUCGUCCUAACAUUGAUCAAUGGAAUCCUGUGAGGCAGAUAUACUAUGUUGUUUCUGGGAGUUCUGAAUGCACAAUGUAUUUUUUAACACAGUAGUAGUAGCAGAAUCGCUGAUAGUACAUCACCUUAAGAUGAUAAAUGAUAGGGUAUCAUGGCCGUUGAUGUUUCUGAAUCUUGAUGAUUCUUACAGAUGCAAUAAAAAAAGUAUAGUGAAACAAAUACAAGCUGUGUAAAUCGGCGGCCAGAGUCCAUUUUUUAUCGCAAUGAUUUGAUAGUUGAUCAGUCCCUGUGUUGUUUCGGUAGCCAGAUGAUCCAACUAUUGUAGACGAUAAACGCGAAUUAAGCUUCAGCUUGUAAAGCUAAUUAAAGCUGUGCACGAUCACGAAACGUUUUCCUCGGUGAAAAACACGCCAAACAGAAGCUACGUUAAUGAGGUACUGUGUAAAGUAGAGCAGGCCAAAAUCUACCUGAAAAAAGCGCCCAUCUAAACACCAGCCAUUCGGCAGUUUUUAUUUGAAUUUCGUUUCACUUCAAAGCGUGUAACAGUUUACGGUAAGCUACUUUCUAGGUCAAGGCAAAAAUUAUGCGUUCUGCUAAAUAUGUUUUGCUGUAUCUUAAAAAAGAAUCAAAUUUCUAACGUCACUAAUAAGGCGCUUUCUUUUCAUUAAUUCUUGCCUACGGCGACACUAUAGCGAAAUAAAGGAUUGCACAUCGUUGAUAAUAAACAUU